GUUUCUAGCGCGUUGCAUUCCGGGCCAGUGACUGUCAGGAAAAGCAGCCAAGAUGUCGGCUCUAACCGUGAUGGGAGAGCGCUCCACUGGAGAUAACAUCCGCACACAGAACGUUAUGGCAGCGACGUCCAUAGCUAACAUUGUGAAGAGCUCUCUGGGACCAGUAGGUCUGGACAAGAUGCUGGUGGAUGAUGUUGGGGACGUGACAGUGACCAAUGAUGGAGCGACCAUCCUGAAGCUGCUGGAAGUGGAGCAUCCCGCCGCCAAGGUUCUGUGUGAGCUGGCAGACUUACAGGACCAGGAGGUCGGAGAUGGCACCACUUCUGUGGUGAUCAUUGCAGCAGAGUUGUUGAAGAAUGCUGAGGAGCUGGUCCGUCAGAAGAUCCACCCUACCUCCAUAAUCAGUGGCUACAGACUGGCCUGCAAGGAAGCAGUGAAAUACAUCCAGGACCAUCUGACCAUUAGCACAGAUGAGCUAGGGAGGGAGUGUAUCAUCAACGCAGCCAAGACAUCCAUGUCGUCCAAACUGAUCGGAGCUGAUUCAGAGUUUUUUUCCAACAUGGUUGUGGAGGCAGCUAAUGCAGUGAAGAUGAGUGACGGGAAGGGGGGAGUUCGAAUCCCCAUCAAGGCGGUGAACGUUCUGAAGGCCCACGGGCGCAGCGCUCGGGAGAGCAUCCUGGUCAACGGUUACGCUCUCAACUGCACCAUCGCUGCACAAGUUGGCAUGCCCAAGAAAGUGACCAAUGCGAAGAUCGCCUGCCUGGACUUCAGUCUACAGAAGGCUAAGAUGAAGCUGGGGGUCCACGUCCUCAUCAACGAUCCGGAGAAACUGGACUCCAUCCGGCAACGAGAGUCGGACAUCACCAAGGAGAGGGUGGAGAAGAUCCUGUCCACGGGCGCUAACGUGGUGCUGACCACCGGCGGCAUUGACGACCUCUGUCUCAAGUACUUCAUGGAGAAGGAUGCCAUGGCCGUCAGGCGCUGUAAGAAGUCGGACCUCAAGCGCAUAGCCAAGGCAACGGGAGCGACCCUUGUGAGCAGCCUGGCCAAUCUGGAAGGAGAAGAGUCGUUUGACCCGUCCCUUCUGGGCGGGGCUGAUGAGGUGGUCCAGGAGAGGAUCUCAGAUGACGAGCUCAUUCUCAUCAAGGGGCCCAAGGCUCGCUCAGCCAGCUCCAUCAUCCUGAGAGGUGCCAACGACUUCUACUGUGAUGAGAUGGAGCGGUCUGUGCACGACGCCCUGUGUGUGGUCAAGCGUGUCCUGGAGUCCAAGACCAUCGUACCCGGGGGCGGGGCCGUGGAGGCCGCACUGUCCAUCUACCUGGAAAACUUCGCCACUUCUCUGGGAUCGCGGGAACAGUUAGCCAUUGCGGAGUUUGCCCGCUCGCUGCUGGUGAUUCCGAAGACGCUGGCGGUGAACGCGGCACAGGACUCGACGGAACUGGUCGCCAAGCUGCGGGCCUACCACAACACCUCACAGAUCAACACAGAACGCAGCAACCUCAAAUGGGUUGGUCUGGACCUGUACGAAGGCACCAUCCGAGACAACAAGAAGGCAGGCGUGUUCGAGCCUGCCAUGUGCAAGAUCAAGUGCCUGAAGUUCGCCACGGAGGCCGCCAUCACGAUCUUACGGAUCGACGACAUGAUCAAACUACUGAAGGAGGAGAAGGAGGGAGGGGGGUACCAACAGGCUUACGAAUCAGGAGCACUGGAGGGUUAAUAUUAUAAUAACUAGUCAAUUGUUAGGAUAUUUGUGCUCUUCUGUGUGUGUCAUAUGCAGUGUUCUAGCCGGCAUCCGUCUUUCCGUGGAAUUUUGUUGCAAAAAAUUUUGCCCAAUCCAUCAUCUUUGAUGGACAAAAAUUGGCAUGUAAGGAGUUGGAAAGACAUGCCAUUAAACUAAACUUAGUCUUCAAGCAAAAUUUGCCCUUCAAAAUGCUUACAUCAAACAGAACUGAGAAAACGGAAAAACAUUUUUAGCUGGCUAGAACACUGGUUAUAUGUGUUUUUUUGCAUAUGAAUUAGCUAGUAUUGAUCUAUAUCCCUUUACACUUUGUUACGAGAGCAAGCCAUCUGUGUCCUACAUAAGGCAUUGAAUGAAAGAUAUAAUGAUACAAUGGUGAAUUAAAAACACUGCGACAUCAGUUGCAAGAAAUUUAUUUCAUGUAUCAGAACUUAUUGCUGAUUAAAUGUGUGACUACAAGAAUUUGUGUUGUAUUAAUAAAUGUAUUGG
Molecule: messenger RNA, 2227 nt
Organism: Branchiostoma belcheri (Belcher's lancelet)
Lineage: Eukaryota; Metazoa; Chordata; Leptocardii; Amphioxiformes; Branchiostomatidae
Product: T-complex protein 1 subunit alpha-like
Exons: 12
Coding region: 53-1717 (554 amino acids)
Biological process (GO): protein folding
Cellular component (GO): chaperonin-containing T-complex
Molecular function (GO): ATP binding; ATP-dependent protein folding chaperone; ATP hydrolysis activity
Source: RefSeq, a predicted model, not a curated record